This is a messenger RNA of Kickxella alabastrina, 2521 nucleotides long. Its product is annotated as Metallo-dependent phosphatase-like protein. The record is from RefSeq and is a predicted model, not a curated record. Gene Ontology annotation, molecular function: hydrolase activity. Lineage: Eukaryota; Fungi; Kickxellomycota; Kickxellomycetes; Kickxellales; Kickxellaceae. Bases 110 to 2416 code for a protein of 768 amino acids. The transcript has a single exon.
UUCCACCUUUUUGCUUUAUGCUUAGCUAUUUUUUCUUAUUUUCUUUCAUUUCCACGUAUUUAUUUGCUUUUGUUUUUCUACUAAUUGAAUUUGUCGCCUUCGUCUUUGCAUGAAAGCCAUUGUACAUUCACUGUCCCUGGUCGCAGCCACGCUGGUGUUCUGGGCAUACGGACUCCACCUAUACCGGGCAGCAAACCAGCCGCUAGUUUCGCUCUCUGCCAGCGACUCUCUAACCUUUAGCAGCAAGGCUACCACUGAGCCCCCCACGGCGCUUACAAACAACAAGGAACAACAGAACGCAUCUCCGUUGGCGUCAAGCAACGACGGCAUUGUUACAUUCAUCCAUGCAUCGGACCUCCACAUCAGCAAGUACUUUGCCAAGGGAGGAUUGAUACACUUUCUGCACUUUCUCCACACAGCGGUCCCGCUGAUUUCGCCGCGGCUGGUGGCAGUGACAGGGGACCUGACGGACGGAAAGGACCGGCAGCGGCUGACGUCCUUGCAGCAGAUUGACGAAUGGCAGGCGUACCAGCGGACGCUGAAUGAAUCCCACGUGAAAACCCGCUUGGACGGCAACUUCUACCGCGACCAGCGCGGCAACCACGACUGCUUCAACGUAUUCUCGUUCAACUCGUCCGACAACUACUACAAGGAAUACUCGGCGGUGCAGGAGGACGGCUAUUUGCUGCAGAUUCGCGAGCCCUUUGGCACAUACUCGUUUGUGGCCAGCGACGGGUGUCCGAGACAUGGGUUCGCGCGGCCAAUGAAUUUCUUUGGCUACCUGGACGCCUACGGCAUGGAGCAGCUCGAGCGGCGCAUGGAGAAGGCCAGCGGGUCGAGCCACGUUUUCUUGCUCAACCACUACCCGGUGAGCACCAUGUUGUAUGGAAAGUAUCGCAAGUCAUUUGGCGAGCUCGUCAACGGCGUCAGCGUUUUCCUCUGUGGUCACCUGCAUUACUUGGCCGGCGGCAUUGGCGCGCAGCUGCAGGCGUACAAGGCACACGACGGAUAUUGGGAGCUGGAGAUCGGCGAUAUGAAGGAGCACGCGGUUUACCGCGUCUACGCCAUUGACAACGACCUGGUGGCCUUUGUUGAUGUUAUUUUACCGCUUGAGCAAAUCCCCAUGCCCAACCCGCAGCUUCUCGAUGCCCGUGUACAGGCGGCCAUCCCGCAUCCGCCCGUGGUGCUGGUGACUAACCCGAAAGACGCACGGUAUCUGCUGCCCAAGCAUGAGCCCCUGGGCAAGAUGCUGACCAGCACGCAUAUCCGGGUGCUCAUCUGGACCGACUCGCCCGUGGCCUCAGUGUCAGUCAAGAUCGACGGCCACGAGCACCCGCACAAGGCCGAGUACCGCGGCAAAGAGACUGGAACAGGCAACGAUGUGGUGAAGACGCCCCUAUGGGUUGUGCCCUGGGACGCGGCAAAGUACAACGACGGGAGUCUGCACGAGAUUCAAGUUACAGCCGUUGAUUCUGACGGCAAAACAACGACAGUGCGCUUGCCCUUCCAUUUCUCGCUCGAGCCCUUGUCCUUAGAGAACGACUCGCGCGGCGGGUGGAUCAUGCGGCAGAACUUUGCCGACAUCUUCCGCAUUUCGGGGCUUAUCAGCUACCUGCUCAUGGUGCUUUUCCUCUUGCUCAUUCCGCGUCUCGUCCAUUGCCAUCUAAAGGACCCGCACGCCUGGCUUUCGCGCCGCCGCCUGGAGCACCACAAGGACGACGCGCGCAUGCGUCAUAUCUGGGCGACAUUUACACGUGGCAAUAUUGUCAACCCCUUUGUUCUUGUCAAACUUCUCUUGGCACUGCUCUCCUCGCACACAAAGUUUUGUGUCUGGACGCAGUUCACCGCGCAGGUGUAUUUCGCCAGCAUCCCGUGGCUCUACUGGCCUGCGUACUUUUUUGCCAUGGCCCUGGCCACAAUGCCUCUGUUCACCGGCCAUCUUAUUCCGUCAGCUGGCCCUAAUGGAAUAGGCUCUGUCUACGUCUACGGUAUCUACAUUGCCGGCGAGUGGGCACCUCUGUUGGACUCUUGGUUGUACGCACUCACCAGCAUUGCCUCGCUGGCUCUGCUUUUGCUGUAUGUUCCCGUUGCGGUUUCCCCAUGGUCCAUAUUUUAUCCGACCCCCGUGGGUGCCCAGAAGCCGUGGUAUCGCAGUAUCUUGGUGCGUUUGGCGAUGGCCUCUUUUAUCACUCUUUAUCUGGGCGUCCCGACCAUCAUGACUGUGUAUACUUAUGGAUUUAUAUCCAUUGUAUUGGGCCCUGGUCGCGCUUGGCUGUUUAUUGCCGCCGCUGUUGCCCUGUAUACCCUCGACUGGAGCUUCACUGUGCCUUCUCCGAGGGACAGCUAUUCCCGCGUGCCUGUCGCCAGCAGCGAGGCUGCUGCUUCUGAUGAGCACGCAUCUAGACCAAAUGAGUAAUGAAUAAUGCAAUUCAACCUAAUAGAAUGCGACUAAUUAAUUAUACAAAAUACAAUGUCUUUUCUUUCUCAAUUUUUCUGUAAAAAUAAAUUUUACAAUUUUUUU